AAAAUAUGAGCAAUGCUGUCUAAAAAGAAGCAAAAUUUUCAUCAAAAAUUAAAAUUAUUACCGCAUAAUGGUCUGCGUGGCACUGUUCCAAUGUUUUGGUUUUGAGGUUAUAAACUCGAUUUCGCAGUAAAAAUGGGAAGUUUUUAACAAUUUUUAGACUACGUUUGUGAAUUUCGUGAUUUUCGUGAUAGAAAUAACGGUGAUAUGAACUAGUUCGAGGUCUAGUUAGCUGGAUUCAAUAGCCGUACUGCGGUAAAUCCUCACAGAAGAAGAAGAAAAACUGUAAAACGGGGAAACCGAAAAGAAAAAUCUGCCCCGGAAAUGGCCACACCAAGGAUAAUGGUCUUCCGGCCGACGUGGGAGGAGUUCCAGGACUUUUCCGCGUAUAUCGAUUAUAUGGAAUCCAAAGGAGCACACAAGGCCGGACUAGUUAAGGUCGUACCGCCUCCGGAAUGGGUCCCGCGUAAACAGGGAUACGACGUGAAGGACAUCAACAUCACCAUUCGCACUCCGAUCUCACAGAUCGUAUCAGGCCGACAAGGCAUCUACCAACAGCUGAACAUCCAGAAACGGUCUCUUACCGUGCAGGAGUUUUACGAGAAGGCGAAACAGGAGCGCCACUGUACACCGAAGCACUUUGACUAUGCGGACAUAGAGAAGAAGUUUUGGAAGAACAUCACGUACGUUGCCCCGAUCUACGGUGCGGACGUCCCUGGGAGUAUCACUGAUCCGGAUGUGAAAGUGUGGAACAUCAACUGUCUCGGCACGAUCCUCGACUACGUGAACAUGGAUUACAACAUAUCGAUUGCCGGAGUUAACACGGCCUACCUGUACUUUGGAAUGUGGAAGACGACCUUUGCCUGGCAUACGGAGGACAUGGAUCUGUACUCCAUCAACUAUCUGCACUUCGGGGCACCAAAAACGUGGUACGCUAUCCCGCCCGAGCAUGGUCGGAAGCUGGAGAAGCUUGCGGAACGAUACUUUCCCGCUAACUAUCAGGAGUGCAAAGCUUUCCUGCGCCACAAAAUGACGCUUAUCAGCACGCAGGUACUGAAGGCAAAUGGGAUUCCGUUCAACAAAAUAACCCAAGAACCGGGAGAGAUCAUGAUCACGUUUCCGUACGGAUAUCAUGCGGGUUUUAACCAUGGUUUCAACUGCGCCGAGUCGACAAACUUCGCGACGGAACGUUGGAUCGAGUAUGGGAAGCGCGCAUCCGUAUGCUGCUGCCAGCCGGAUAUGGUAAAGAUAUCGAUGGAAACGUUCGUGCGUCGAUUUCAACCGGAACGGUACGAGCGGUGGCUCCGUGGAGAAGACUUUGGAUACCAUCCGGAGGAUCCAACGAAUUACUACGCAGCACCGAAACCAAUGUUACCGAAAAACUUUAAAAGCAAAUGCUUGGAGCCGACCUGUAGUAUUCCCCAGAAGCGGGGCUGUGCUCCAGUGAAGAUUGUGAAGAAGAAAAGCACAAAGAAGACUGGUGGUGAGAAGGCCAAAGAUAGACUGAAAUCCGUCUGGAGCAAACUGGAAGGCCGGGAGUGCGGUAUCGCUACCGAUCUACUGAUCGAUGGGCCCGUGCAGAACACUAACAAGAUACGGUUUCACACCCGGACGAUCGAGCUACUCACCGAUACACCCGUGUGUAGCGGGGGAGCAGUGGGUUAGACAGAUAAAGAUAAGAUAGAAAGAUACAGGAGCAAACGGGCAACUGUUCACCCUUUGUGCUGAACUUUGAGCAAUCAACUAGAUCCAGUCACUCCAGGAGAUCACCGGAUACCACCGGUAUAUGUGAAUUUGGUCUAAGGCAUAGCGGUAGAGUAGAAGCGGUUAGCUAGUAAAUGAUAUUGUUAGUACGUUUUCAUUAUGUGUAGGCCACCAGAGGUCCCCGUUGGUUUAGUAUUUGUUCGCCGUUCAAGCUCAAGCUAACGCAGAUCUCAAACCCCUUCAAAUGGGACACUCUCGGGCUAGAUUGUGAUUGGCUUGGCGAGCGUGCGGCAUUAGCCGGAGGUUUUGUGUUUUUUUGUGUGUUUUAUUUGUCCGCAGAUGCGAUAGGACGAUAUAGCAAAGAUUUUGCAUAAUUAACGCAACACUCCCUGUGUGUGAGACCGAGCAUCUGUGUGCGUGUAUUAAAGCUAGUAUGGAAGGUUUGCAGUAUGUUGAUUAACUUAUCCUUUACGUUUACGGUAUGCGACUUUAUUUAGUGAAAUACUCCGACCAGCCAUCUGGCGCAAAUAUAAUCGUAAUUUGUUCACAACCAUGUCUCAGUCUGCGAAUGUUUCUCGCUUCA
Molecule: messenger RNA, 2284 nt
Organism: Anopheles darlingi
Lineage: Eukaryota; Metazoa; Arthropoda; Insecta; Diptera; Culicidae
Gene: Kdm4A
Product: probable lysine-specific demethylase 4A
Exons: 3
Coding region: 322-1662 (446 amino acids)
Biological process (GO): chromatin remodeling
Cellular component (GO): nucleus
Molecular function (GO): histone H3K36 demethylase activity; histone H3K9 demethylase activity
Source: RefSeq, a predicted model, not a curated record